GAAUUAUACAUCUGUCUUCGUUCCUUCCUGUACCAGCACACGAAAAGGGAAAAUGGCAUCUGUGGUCUCGAAGAAGUCUAAGAAGAGUGGUGAAACCCUCAACUCCAAGCUUGCCCUCACCAUGAAGAGUGGCAAGUACCAACUUGGUUACAAGUCUACCUUGAAGACUCUUCGUUCCGGCAAGGCCAAGCUUAUCAUUAUUGCUGGCAACUGCCCCCCUCUUCGCAAGUCCGAGCUUGAGUACUAUGCUAUGCUCUCUAAGACUAACGUUCACCACUACGCUGGCUCGAACAUUGAUCUUGGUACCGCUUGCGGUAAGCUUUUCCGUGUUGGUGUCCUUGCCAUCACUGAUGCUGGUGACUCUGACAUCUUGGAUGCUUAAAAAGUGUACAAUUCGUGAGCAAAGCAUUUCAAGGGUUGUGUCAUUUCGUAGAGUUGCUUUUGGUGUACUG
Messenger RNA from Schizosaccharomyces japonicus yFS275, 452 nucleotides. Its product is annotated as 60S ribosomal protein L30. Lineage: Eukaryota; Fungi; Ascomycota; Schizosaccharomycetes; Schizosaccharomycetales; Schizosaccharomycetaceae. The transcript is spliced from 2 exons. Gene Ontology annotation, molecular function: pre-mRNA 5'-splice site binding; RNA binding; structural constituent of ribosome. The record is from RefSeq and is a predicted model, not a curated record. Gene Ontology annotation, cellular component: cytoplasm; cytosolic large ribosomal subunit. The coding region runs from base 53 to 382 and encodes 109 amino acids. Gene Ontology annotation, biological process: negative regulation of mRNA splicing, via spliceosome; rRNA processing.